ACUUUAGAUAGCGCAAGCUAAUGUUAACUAUACUGAGCUGCUUGUGUCUACUAUGCUAACAAUCUCCCAUGGAUCAGCCAUCAGUUAAAUCCACGCCAGGAUGGCCGGAUCCCAUCGGAGAUUUGGCCCAAGUGCUGAUGACUCUGUCUCAUCCUGCUGCUAUAUACUGGGGAGACGAUAUAAUGCUCUUUCACAACAGCGCUUGGGCGGACGCCGCUGGUGGCAUUGAUAGGCAAAAAACGCUGCAGCGGCAUGCUCUUGCGAACAACACUGUUGCCGUGUUGUUGACGGUGUCUCAUGGUGGCAAGGCGGGUGCAUUGCGGGGCCAGGAUUUGUUGAACACUGAUCGAUGUGAGACGGAUUGGCAUGUCUUACUGAGUCAGAUACCGGGCGUGACUGGUGUUAUCGCCCAGUUACUUCCUAAGGUCCAUUUUCAAAAACCAUUCGACAAUGAUACCGCAGACGAUAAGGCACGCAAUGGUGCAAUGGAUGACUCGACAGGUGAUGCUGGGAGUUCUGUGACGAAAGACAUCGAUAAUACGUCUCUUCAAACAAACGAAUCCGUGAAACAGCUUGCCGAUACAUUACCAGCCGGGCUCGCCAUUAUCAACCACAAAGGCGAGCCUGUAUUCAUCAACGGACGCUUUCAAAAUCCUCAUUUCUAUGGCAGUAAAAAAUACUUCGACUCUCUAUCACAGUCCAUUCACCAAGACGACUGUGACCGAGUCGAAAGUGCGUACCAGGAGGCACUGAGGUCCAAAAGCGAACUGCGCAUCCAGUAUCGUGCACGAAAUCAGCCUGACUGCUGGCAAUUGCUUUUACUGAACCCCCUUGGUCAUGAAGACGUGCAAUACCCUGAUCUCCAUAAUCAUGGCGGGUUCACCUGCACGGUUGUGGACAUUACGGCCGAAAAGACUGCGGAAAUAGAACAGGCAAAGUCAGCGCAAGAGGCGCAAGAGCACAAGGAAAAACAAGAACGGUUCAUUGACAUGAUCAGCCACGAGAUUCGCAAUCCACUCUCCGCUAUUCUACACUGCACCGAAGACAUCAUAGACGCCGUGAAGGGCAAGAAAGCGCACCAAGUUCAGACAGAAGAUAUCAUACAAGCGGCGGAGAUUAUCAACUUGUGUAUAUUGCAUCAAAAGAAAGUCGUCGAUGAUGUCCUCUUGUUCUCCAAACUGGACGCAUCCAUGCUGACCUUAUCACCGCGAAUCGUCCUGCCACGGGCCGAAAUACCAAUUUCACUAAAGAUGUUCCAACCGGAGCUGCGGAACCAAGACAUCCAGUUUGAAUACCGACUCGACCCUUCCUACAUAGACCACGGCAUCGACUGGGUCAGGGCAGAUCUCACUAGGAUUAGCCAGGUGAUUAUUAAUCUAUUCUCAAACGCAAUCAAAUUCACCGCCAAAACCAAGGGCACAAAGAGAAUCGCGCUUUGCAUGGGUGCUUCCCUGGAACGACCACCGUCAUACCCACCGAACAUCGUCUUCUUUCAAUCCGACGAGGCUGCAUUGCGCCUCGACGCAACCAGCGGGCCGGAAUGGGGCACAGGCGAACCGGCGUACAUCAUGGUCGCCGUCAGUGAUAAUGGGAUUGGGAUCAGCACUGAAAACCAGAAAAGGCUCUUUGAGCGCUUCAACCAGGCGACUCCCAAAACAGGGGUAGAUUACGGAGGCUCGGGGCUGGGACUAAACGUUUGCCGGAAACUCUGCCAUUUGCACGGAGGGGAGAUUGGAGUCAGCUCCAAGGAAGGGGAUGGCAGUACUUUUGGAUUUUUCUUCAAAGUCCUUCGAAGUUCGCGAGCAUCGCACGACGAAAAGGUAUCGCAGGAGGGUGAGUCGGCAAUGGACAAGCUGUGCAAUCGAUUCGAAUCACUUGGCCAUGAAGAUCAGGAAGCGAAUUCCGAUUCCGAUUCCAAGUUCGAGAUCUCAGAUAAGCCUAUUGUGACACCUUCGUCAGAGGUGAUGCCAAGCGCCGCAGACGAUGAAAGGACACAAAAUACGGCCAAGAUCGUAGGGACUGACGAUAGCUGGGAUGCAAAGCGACAAAAAGCUGCCGAUGGUGAUUUAUCCAAUGGAGACAAACCAGAGACAGAAUCUCCUGGACCGUCCCAAGGGGAAACUGAAAAAACACGCAUCCUGCUAGUCGAAGACAACAUCAUCAACCAGCGCAUCAUCUCUCGCAAGUUAAAAUCCCUUGGCUUUGAGGUCUCAGAAGCAAACGAUGGCCACGAGGCCCUUGAGGCAGCUCAGACAGGUAGAUUCAACUGCAUUCUCAUGGACAAAGAGAUGCCUGUUAUGGAUGGAAACGCAGCAACGAGGGCUAUCCGACAAUCCGAACAUAGAAGCAUUGCAUCCGUUCCAGUCAUUGGUAUCACGGCAAAUGUUAGGCCGGAGCAGGAGAAUGAGAUGAAGCAGGCGGGAAUGGACUGUGUGAUCCAUAAGCCGUAUAGAAUGGAAGAACUUGUGGAGAGGAUUAAUCAAGCAACCAGAAAAGAAGCAUGAUCAACGGGGACCCUUUGACAUAUUAUUUUACCGCCGGUAUCCCAAAUAAUUAAUCAAUGAGUUUGAAGAUACAAUGUUGGCAUCCUGAGCUGUAGGAGGAAUUCAGACACAUUGGGCUGGAUUGAUGUAUUCUAGGUGUAGUUAUAGCUAACUGUUAGAUGUUUGAAGCUUGCAUGAUCAUUUGCACAAGUG
Molecule: messenger RNA, 2696 nt
Organism: Aspergillus glaucus CBS 516.65
Lineage: Eukaryota; Fungi; Ascomycota; Eurotiomycetes; Eurotiales; Aspergillaceae
Exons: 1
Coding region: 486-2504 (672 amino acids)
Biological process (GO): phosphorylation; phosphorelay signal transduction system
Molecular function (GO): phosphorelay sensor kinase activity
Source: RefSeq, a predicted model, not a curated record